This is a messenger RNA of Betta splendens (Siamese fighting fish), 1077 nucleotides long. RefSeq names its product myc target 1b (gene myct1b). The coding region runs from base 100 to 657 and encodes 185 amino acids. Gene Ontology annotation, cellular component: nucleoplasm. Lineage: Eukaryota; Metazoa; Chordata; Actinopteri; Anabantiformes; Osphronemidae. The record is from RefSeq and is a predicted model, not a curated record. The transcript has 2 exons.
ACUGCAAACAUCAUAGAGGGGAAAAAGCAAAGAGCCUGACUUGGAACAGUUCAGUUUUCAGCUCUCUGCUCAGAGUCUAACACAGUUUAUGGUGGAAUAAUGGCAAACAAUGAAACACAUCCCUUUAUGGAAAUACUAAAAUCAUUUAACCAUGCCGAUCUGAUUCUCGCCUUCUGUUUGUCUGUGCUCGUGGGCCUGCUGCUGGGCGCCUUGAUCUACCUUCUAUUAACAUGGGCGUCCAGGCGCAGGGCCACUGCCAGGAUCACCAGGCGCUUUAAAAAGAAACCUGGCACUUCACAAAGCAACAACCCCAUGGACGGCCACCUGGGCCUCUACAGGAGCACGUUCCUCAGCGUCUACAGACAGCCCUCUCUGGAGCCCGUGGGCCCUCUGGGGAGUAAGCCUAGUCCGGACACCUCCACGUUUCGCCCUCUCCCCAAGAGAACCAGACCGGUCCUGGAGAUGGGAGAUGGCACUGAGGUCACGAUGCCUGAGGACACGGCAGGUUCAACCUCCUCAGAUUCAGCAUCACUUGUGCCAAAUAAGAGACACUCUUUCUGGCUGGGCAGCAGUGCACUUAAAGGAUUCCUCCCCUCGCAGACCCCCCCUCCUGCAUACGACAGCGUCAUUCAUGCCUUUGAAGAGACCAGCACUUGAAAGUGUCGCCAUAAAUAUAACAGGAACUAAAAGGGAGAAUAUUCUGGGCUUAAGGUGGACUUCAAAGCUCCGGUUUCUGCCGCUGUUUGGUUUACAGCAGUUUGUCUGUAAGAUGAUUACACAGCCACAGAGCGAUGUGUGCGAUACAAAGAAGGAAUCAAGUGGACUGAAGAAAGGUUUUCAAAUAAUUAAUUAAUUAAUUCAUUAAUUAAUUACUUUAGUUACUUUAGUGCAUGACAAUUUCCUCAGAGCGCGGAGCCCAAGGUGAUGUCAUCUGGCAUAGUUAGUUAGUCAUAACUGCAAAAUGGCAGAUUGUGAUAAGAAAUUUUUAAAUCCAUACUGAGACACUAGUCUGGAUUGUGAGAGGGAGAAAUUCUAUGCUAUAUUAUCUAAUAUAACAAUAAAGAUGCUAUAACAUGC